GAGGUAUAGCAGCCACAAUAGUCUUAGGAGUACAAACUUAGCAAGAAGAGUUCGAGAGGGAGAUGGUUCCCAGCCUCUACAUACCCCAAGAGCCGAGGUCCAGGUUGGUGGUACACCACCACAGGGUCCCCAACCAUGAAGAGUCUCGAAACCAACCCUCCA
Molecule: messenger RNA, 162 nt
Organism: Closterium sp. NIES-67
Lineage: Eukaryota; Viridiplantae; Streptophyta; Zygnematophyceae; Desmidiales; Closteriaceae
Source: the annotation of a GenBank genome assembly